Molecule: messenger RNA, 16392 nt
Organism: Cottoperca gobio
Lineage: Eukaryota; Metazoa; Chordata; Actinopteri; Perciformes; Bovichtidae
Gene: birc6
Product: baculoviral IAP repeat containing 6
Exons: 73
Coding region: 220-15345 (5041 amino acids)
Biological process (GO): apoptotic process; negative regulation of apoptotic process; regulation of cytokinesis
Cellular component (GO): nucleus
Molecular function (GO): ubiquitin-protein transferase activity; cysteine-type endopeptidase inhibitor activity
Source: RefSeq, a predicted model, not a curated record
CUAUCGUGUAACUGACAGAAAGCCCAGCCUGGAGUUCCUCAGCGCUGAUGGUGAAUAGCCACUGCUGCGGUAACGGGCGGAGGAGAAGAAGCCGCAGAAGGAGUCAGCAGUGGCACAGGAGUGAUAGUUCGGAGAUAGUCUUAUAGAAUUAGCAGUAUUACGUGUAUCGUCUGAUCCUUACAAACCCCAGAAAGGAAGGGAAGGGAAAAAUAAGGAAAGAUGGCGGCCGCGGCCUCGCCGGGCUCCGGCUCGUCCACCUCUUCAGACUGGAUUGUACUGAGAGACGGUUGCCUGCGUUGCGACGAGGAGGGCCUGCGAAGCCUUUCCUACCACCCGGCCCUCAACGCUAUCCUGGCCGUUACCAGUCGCGGCAGUAUCAAAGUAAUUGACGGCACUUCGGGGGCCAUUCUCCAGGCUUCAGCGAUGCACGCUAAACCUGGCGGUCGUGUCAGGUGUCAGUACUUUCCUGCAGUGGACAAGGUGCUUUUUGUGGACGACUAUGCAGUGGGAUGCAGGAAGGACCUGAAUGGCAUCCUGCUACUGGACACAGCUCUUCAGCCUCCUGUGGCCAAGCCUGAGGAUAUGGUCCAACUGGAGCUGCCAGUCACAGAGGCCCAGCAGAUGCUCUCAGCCUGUCAGGAAAAGAUUGAUGUGUCUAACACAGAGGGCUAUGAACUCUUUAUCACCCAGCUCAAAGAAGGCCUGAAGAAUACCUCACACGAGACGGCAGCCAAUCACAAAGUGGCCAAGUGGGCGACGGUGACCUUCCAUCUUCCCCACCAUGUGCUGAAGCUGGUGGCCAGUGCAAUCGUCAGUGAGCUCAAGAAGAUAAACCAGAAUGUAGCUGCCUUGUCUGUGGCCUCAUCCAUCAUGGACAGGCUCUCCUACCUCUUGUCAAGCGCCAGACCUGAGCUUGGUGUGGGCCCUGGGCGCUCUGUAGAUAGAUCUUUGAUGUACAGUGAGGCCAACAGGAGGGAGACUUUUACAUCGUGGCCACAUGCCGGGUACAGGUGGGCUCAGCCUGAUCCAAUGGCACAAGCAGGGUUUUACCACCAGCCUGCCUCAACAGGGGAUGACAGAGCCAUGUGUUUCACCUGUAGUGUGUGUCUGGUCUGUUGGGAACCUACAGAUGAACCCUGGUCAGAACAUGAGCGACAUUCUCCCAAUUGCCCAUUUGUGAAGGGCGAGCACACGCAGAAUGUGCCACUGUCAGUAACACUGGCCACCAGCCCCGCCCAAUUUCCCAACAGCUCCGACAGUUUGGACAAGAUCGCCUGCUAUGGCUUCGGCAGCUGCCCGCAGUUUCUGGCUGCUGCCACCAAGAGGGGCAAGAUCUGCAUCUGGGAUGUCUCUAAAAUGAUGAAGAUGCACUUGAAGUUUGACAUCAAUCCAUACGACCCGGCCAUCCUGAGGCAGCUGAUUCUGUGCGGUGGUGAGCAGACCCUUACUGAUUCUCGGAGACCAACCCUCGCCUGGCUGGAGGAGUCAUCCUCCUGCUCUGACCUGCCCAAGCUAGAGGGAGACAGUGACGACCAGUUGGAGGAUUCAGACAGCGACGAGCAUUCCCGAUCAGAGUCAUUAACAGGCCAACAGUCCCAGUGGGAGAGCAUGGAUGUGAGCCUAGGGCUGACGUCGCUGAGUGUGCUCCAGCAGCCAGAGAAGCUCCAGUGGGAGGUGGUGGCCAGUGUGCUGGAGGACACGGUCAAGGACCUGGAGGAAUUGGGUGCCAACCCCUCACUAAACCAAGCCAAGGCCCACAGCCAGGCCAAAGCAAAGGACAAGGUCGCUGACCACCACAACAUUCCCUUUCCCUGUCUGCUGGCCGGAGGCCUGCUCAGCUACCGCUCAGCAUCCGGCCCCCCCAUGGCGGGACCCCCACCUCCACCCACAGCCUCAGCUACAUCACGCAGGACCACAGAUGGUCCCCUUAGGACUCAGGGCCCUGAGCCCUUCCACCCUGGGCCUCUACAGGACCAAGGCCCCAUGGAGAUAGAGACCUGCAACCCCCAGAUUGCAGCCCAGGAGCAGGGCUUCUCUAACCUAGUAGGUUCCCAACCACCAAGCCCCUCCUCUCUACCGGCUGUGCGCAGGACUAUACCUGUUCUGCUGCUGUACAGUAUCAGAGAGGUGGAUGACAAGUCCUCAGGGCAGGUGUUUACUCAAAUGAACAACCUAAUGAGCAAGGGGCUCCACGAGGAGGGCUUCACUGUGCCACAAAUUAUAGAGAUGGAGUUCGACACACACGAGCAGCUUCUUCUCCAGGAUCCUCCUAUCACUUACAUUCAGCAGUUUGCUGAUGCAGCAACUAAUCUGGCAGGGUUAGACGGUCACAUGGACAAAUGGAGCACGCUGGCUGCAGCGACUGCCUCUACCCCGCCUCGACCUGGAGCACUGGUGCAGUGCUUGAGGCUUCCCAAACCGCUGGAAGAGGAGAAUCUUUACGUGGACUCUAUCACGCCCUGCUGGGAUGGUGUUCACCUUCUGGUCGGCCUGCAGCCAUGUGGCACUGAAUCUCUGAGUGCAUCAAACCAAGUCGAGGCUCUCAACAAUCUCAACCGCCUGCACUCUGCACUCUGCAGCCAGCGCAAAGGAGACUCCCUACACUCAGUUGCCAAUGGGGUGGAAGGCCACCACUCUGGGGGCUCACCGCCUCAGACACCCCUCAUUCUGCCCCCAGGAGACCACCAGCAGCAGCAGCAGCAGCAGCAGCAGCAGCGGUCCCCAAGUGGUGGGAGUGGAGGCUAUCUUGCACUCUACAAGCUCAACUACUCCACCCGUAUUGUCACCUUGGAUGAGGAACCCGUCAAGGUGCAACAGAUCUGGGACCCUUGUGAUGCCAUCACCUCUCUUAUAUUGCUUCCUCCAGAUGUGCUUGAUAGCAGGGAGGAUGACAGUGAAGAGGCUCCCGAGGAGGCUCUCCCCUCCGGGUCCAAAAAGGGCUCUUUUGGGUUUGGAAUGGCCCCGGCAGGCUCUGCUGGAACUGGGACUGCAUGUGGAGCAGCCACAACCAGCAGCAGCACUACUGUCAUCAGUCCCUCCACCUCUGCCUUGAGCCACAAAGAGAGCAAACGGUUAGAGGUGACUGGCCUGGGCCACCUGGUGGUGACCACACAGGCUGGAUACAUUAUGAUACUGGACCUGUCCACGUUGGAGGUCCUGGCCAAGGUGGAGCCGCCUAAGAAGGAAGGUUCGGCAGAGGAGACGGACCCCUUUGUCUCGGUUACCUAUUGCUCCGGGACUGACCGCCUUUGUGCCUGCACCAAAGGUGGAGAACUUCAUUUCCUUCAAAUUGGAGGGGUCUGUGACGAUCUAGACGAUGGAGACAUGUUUAUUGAUGGCCCCCUUUCUAAAGGGGCUGAACUGCUGCUUGAGGGUGCCAAGCCCUCCUCCAACCCCUCUAGCCCUGGGAUCACAGGAGUGGACCUCUUGGUGGACCAACCGCUGAGCACAGAGAGCCUGAUGUCACUAGUGGAGCUGACACGCUUCGAGACGUUGAUCCCCCGCUUCUCGGCCACUGUGCCACCAUGCUGGGUGGAGGUGCAGCAAGAGCAGCAGCAGCGACGCCACCCACAGCACCUUCACCAGCAGCACCACGGAGAUGCAGCCCAACACACUCGGACCUGGAAGCUUCAGAGUGAUGGCUCCAGCUGGGACGAACAUGUGUUUGAGCUGGUGCUGCCCAAGGCCUGCAUGGUGGGCCAUGUGGAUUUCAAGUUUCUCCUGAAUGCCAACAUCAUCAACAUUCCUCAGAUCCAGGUCACUUUACUGAAGAACAAAGCACCCGGGCUGGGCAAAGUCAGCGAGACAGCGGUGGACAGACAGAUCUCCUUUCCCCUCUCCAGCAUCCUCCAUGCUAACGGGGAAAGAAACGGCCAGCCUCUGCUGCACGACUUCACAGAGGACAUCCAGUUCAUGGACAUUGAGGAGACAUCAGGUUCCAUGCUGUGUCCAUUCCUAGAGGACCACAAGGAGGAUAUCCUGUGUGGUCCAGUGUGGCUGGCCAGUGGGCUGGACCUCUCUGGCCACGCAGGCAUGCUCAGCCUCACCAGUCCCAAGCUGGUCAAAGGCAUGGCAGGAGGCAAGUACCGCUCCUUCCUGGUUCACAUCAAAGCAGUGAGUGACAGGGGCAUGGAGGAGAGCCCCCGGCCUGUGGUGAGAAUGCCUAGUGCCAAGCCCCAGGGCACCAAAGCCCACUCACUGUCGACCCUGCUGCAACGGGCUCAGGCCUCUAAGGAGAAGGUCUCUGCAGUGAAAAGCGAGACCUCAGCACCCUCGAAGAAAGUAGAAAACCUGCGAGGCUGUGACCUGCUGCAGGAAGUUUCUGUCACAAUCAGAAGGUUUAAGAAGACAUCAAUGCCCAAAGAAAGGGUCCAACGUUGUGCUAUGCUGCAGUUCCCAGACUUCCACGAGAAGCUGCUGGACGCGCUGUGUCGCCGCACAGACAGCAGCCCGGCCACUGAACACGCCCAAAGCCUCAUCCUCGACAUCUUGUGCUGGCUGGCUGGGGUUUUCUCCAAUGGACCUUGCAGUUUAAGAGAAGGAAAGGAGGGCCUGCUGGCAAAGUCCCGGACGCGCCUAACGGGAAUUGUGCGGAUGUGUUUCUUCGAGGCUGGCCGGAGCAUAGCGCACAAAUGUGCUCGCUUUCUUGCACUUUGUAUUAGCAAUGGGAAAGGGGACCCAAGUCAGCAGGGUUUUGGCGUAAGUCUUCUGAAGGCAAUGCUAGACAAUAUGCUUUACUUGCCUGCAGCAGCAACUGGUGGCUCGGUGUUCUGGUACUUUGUGUUGUUGAACUAUGUGAAGGAAGAGGACCUGGCAGGCUGCAGCACCGCCUGCGCCUCCCUGCUCACCACCAUCUCUCGACAGCUGCAGGACCGCCUCACCCCACUGGAGGCACUGCUGCAGACCAGGUACGGCCUGUACAGCUCUCCGUUUGACCCGGUGCUCUUUGACCUGGAGGUCAGUGGGUCCUCCUGUAAGAAUGCCUUCAACAGCAGCAUCGGAGUCCAGUCAGAUGAGAUUGAUCUCUCUGACAUCCUGUCAGGGAAUGGGAAAGUGAGCAGCUGUGCAGCAGCAGAAGGCAGCUUCACUGCAUUAACAGGACUCCUGGAAGUAGAGCCGUUGCACUUUACUUGUAUCUCCACUAGUGAUGGCACACGGGUGGAACGAGAUGACGCCAGCAUGUUCACCGUAAGUACAUUUGGCGUGACUCCUGCGGUGGGUGGCCUGUCGACAGGAACGGUUGGGGAAGCUUCUACAGCCCUGAGCUCUGCAGCUCAGGUGGCGCUCCAAUCACUGUCCCACGCCAUGGUGUCCGCGGAGCAGCAGCUGCAGGUCCUGCAGGAGAAACAACAGCAGCUGCUGAAGCUGCAGCAGCAGGUGAAAGAUCAAGCCACGCACGCACGUCCCUUUUGCUCUUAUUAUUUAUGUGGCAUUCUGGAAAAAAGAUCCCAACGGACCAUGCAGAAGGCCAAGCUUGAGGCUAAGCUGCAUCAGACCACCUCUGCAGCAGCCUCUGCCUCCAGUGUGGGACCCAUCCACAACUCUGUACCUUCCAACCCCUCCUCUGCUCCGGGCUUCUUCAUUCACCCCUCUGAUGUCAUCCCCCCGACACCUAAAACUACACCCCUCUUCAUGACCCCUCCUCUCACGCCGCCCAACGAGGCGGUGUCGGCAGCCUUUAGCGCUGAGCUGGCUCACCUGUUCCCCGGCUCUAUGAUGGACCCUGGCCCUGUCAACCUGGCCGCACACAAGAACACACAGAAAGCCAAGACGAGCCCCAUGGGCAGUGGUCUGGCUCUGGCCAUUUCCCAGGCGUCUCACUUCCUGCAGCCUCCUCCACACCAGUCCAUCAUCAUAGAGCGGAUGCACUCUGGAGCUCGUCGCUUUGUCACGCUGGACUUUGGCCGUCCCGUGCUGCUGACGGACGCUCUGAUCCCGACCUGCGGUGACCUCGCCUCUCUGUCGAUAGACAUCUGGACACUGGGUGAGGAGGUGGACGGUCGCAGGCUUGUGGUGGCCACCGACAUCAGCACCCACUCCCUCAUUCUGCACGACCUGCUGCCACCACCUGUAUGCAGGUUCAUGAAGAUCACUGUGAUUGGGCGCUACGGCAGCACCAAUGCUCGGGCAAAGAUCCCACUGGGCUUCUACUAUGGCCACACUUACAUCCUGCCUUGGGAGAGUGAGCUUAAGUUGAUGCAUGAUCCCCUGCGGGGAGAGAGCGAGGCAGCCAGUCAGCCUGAUGUGGAUCAGCACUUGACCAUGAUGGUGGCACUGCAGGAGGACAUCCAGUGCAGAUACAAUCUAGCUUGCCAUCGGCUGGAGACCCUUCUGCAGAACAUCGACCUGCCGCCUCUCAACAGCGCUAACAAUGCCCAGUACUUCUUACGAAAGCCAGACAAGGUGGUGGAGGAGGACCAGCGUGUUUUCUCAGCCUACCAGGACUGCAUCCAGCUGCAGCUGCAACUCAACCUGGCUCACCACGCCGUCCAGCGGCUGCGUGUAUCACUGGGGGCCAGCCGCAAAUCUCUCCCAACAGCCGGUGCUCCGGAGGUCCAGGAGCUGGUUCACAACUCAUCCACAGAGCAGCUGAGGACCAUCAUCCGCUACCUUCUGGACACACUCCUCAGUCUGCUGCACUCCAACAAUGGCCACUCUGUGCCCUCAGUGCUCCAGAGUACCUUCCAUGCCCAAGCCUGCGAGGAGCUUUUCAAACACCUUUGCAUCAGUGGGACGCCUAAGAUCCGUCUUCACGCCGGCCUGCUGUUGGUUCAGCUCUGUGGAGGCGAGCGUUGGUGGGGCCAGUUCCUCUCCAACGUACUGCAAGAGCUCUACAACUCUGAACAACUGCUCAUCUUCCCUCAGGACAGGGUGUUCAUGCUCCUGUCCUGCAUUGGCCAGAGAUCCUUAAGUAACAGUGGUGUGUUGGAGGGCCUCCUGAACCUGCUGGACAGUCUGCUGUCUCCACUGCAGCAGCCACAAGCUGCUGCCCAGCGCAGGAGUGACGGUGUUUUGGAUAUCCCCAUGAUCAGCUGGGUCGUGAUGUUGGUGUCCAGACUGUUGGACUAUGUAGCCAAUAUAGAAGAUGAGGCCUCAGGUGGGAAGAAGCACCUUGGAGUGAAAGAACGAGAGAGAACUUUUACAGGUAUUCAGUGGAGCUUCAUCAAUAACAGCCUUCAGUCUCAGAACUCCAGCAGGUCAGCUAAAGGCAGCAGCAGCCUGGAUCGACUCUACUCGCGCAAGAUCCGCAAGCAGCUCGUCCACCACAAGCAGCAGUUAAAUCUAUUGAAAGCAAAACAGAAAGCUUUGGUGGAGCAGAUUGAGAAGGAGAAGAUCCAGAGCAACAAAGGCUCCUCGUACAAACUGCUGGUGGAACAGGCCAAGCUCAAACAGGCCACAUCCAAGCACUUUAAAGACCUGAUCCGUCUGCGACGGACGGCCGAAUGGCCCCGCUCGACGUUAGACACAGAGUCCAGUACAGCCAAAGAAGCCCCAGAAGUAGAACCUCUGCCCUUUACACUGUCCCAUGAACGCUGCAUCUCUGUGGUGCAGAAGCUGGCCCUCUUCCUCCUCUCCAUGGACUUCACCUGCCAUGCUGACUUGUUGCUCUUUGUCUGCAAGGUCCUUGCUAGGAUAGCCAAUGCUACAAGACCCACAAUCAACCUGUGUGAGGUGGUGUCUGAGCAGCAGCUGGAGCGUCUGCUGCUCCUGCUUGUGGGGACCGACUUUAACCGCGGGGACAUCUCCUGGGGGGGGGCCUGGGCGCAGUAUUCCCUCACGUGUAUGCUACAGGACAUCCUAGCAGGUGAAUUGCUGUCUCCAGGCUCUCUGGACGUCAUGGAUGAGGUGGGAGUGGGUGACGAGGCCGGGGCGUCGUCCUCUUCAGCAGGGGCUGAUUUGGACGACUGCCUCCCCCAGCAGACAGCCAUCCCCCUGGUAGAGAGCAUUGAUGAGGCCUUGGUGCCUGAUAUCAUUGCAGGUACUACGGGGACCUCCUCACUAUUCCAAAGUGCUCCACCUCUGUCAACUUUGGAAAAAGAUAAAGACAUAGACUUUGACUUGCUACAAGAUCUGAUGGAUGUUGAUAUUGAUCCUUUAGAUAUUGAUUUGGAAAAAGAUCCACUCGCUGCCAAAGUGUUUAAGCCUAUAAGCAGUACCUGGUAUGACUACUGGGGCGCUGACUAUGGCACGUACGGGUACAACCCCUACAUUGGAGGGGUUGGUAUCCCAGUGUCCAAACCUCCAGUUGCUGCUGAAAAGCCCGGGUCACAGAGUCUGUCAGUCUCAGUGUCACAGGCACUGGAUGCCCGGCUAGAAGUGGGACUGGAGCAGCAGGCUGAACUGAUGCUCAAAAUGAUGGCAACUCUACAGGCUGACUCGAUUCUUCAGGCCCUCACUUCAAGCUCAACCACAAUGAGCCAGGCCUCCAAUGGGACUGAUGACUCCCUGCUGAGGGCUCUCCAUGGAGGAGGCUCUCCUCCAGCCGGCUGCCUCAUGAUCCAGCCCUCGUCCAUCCCCAUGUUGAGUGGCUGCUUCAACAAGCUCUUCUCCAUGCUGCAGGUCCACCAUGUCCAGCUGGAGUCUCUGCUGCAGCUGUGGUUAACACUCAGUCUCAACACGUGUUCUGGCGGCAGUGAAGAGAGCGGAUCAGACAUCUUUCUGUUCAACGCCAGCCGAGUGCCCACCAUCCCGCUCAACCAAGCAUCCAUCAGCAGUUUCCUAACAGUACUGGCGUGGUACCCCAACACCUCCCUGAGAACAUGGUGUCUGGUGCUACACUCUCUCACCCUGAUGACCAACAUGCCAGCCUGCGCCUCCAGCAACGGAAUGAGCUCUCAGGAAAGCACAGCACAGCAGAUCGUGUCUGAUCCCACCCUGGUUCAUGUCCUUGUGCGCUUCCUGUCUGGCAGCAGCACCAAUGGGACAAGCCAGCACAGCUCUCAGGUGGGACCCACCGCCACCCAGGCCAUGCAUGAGUUUUUGAGCCGCCUGCAAGUCCACCUGUCCUCCACUAGUCCGCAGAUUUUCAGCGAGUUCCUCCUCAAACUCAUGCACAUCCUGUCUACUGAGAGGGGUCCGUUCCAGUCAGGCCAGGGUCCAUUGGACGCUCAGGUGAAGCUGCUGGAGUUUACUCUCGAGCAAAACUUUGAGGUCGUCUCAGUGUCUACCAUCUCCUCCGUCAUCGAGUCCAUCACAUUCUUGGUUCACCACUACAUCACCUGCUCCGACAAAUUGGUUUCCCGCAGCGGCUCAGACAGCUCUGUGGGGGCUCGGGCUUGUUUUGGUGGUUUAUUUGCCAACAUCAUCAGGCCAGGAGACGCGAAAGCUGUCUGUGGAGAGACGACACGCGACCAGCUGAUGUUCGACCUGCUCAAGCUGGUCAACGUGCUGGUGCAGCUGCCUCUGUCGGGGGACAGAGAGUUCAGUGGACGACUGCCGCCGGCCGGCAGUGAAGCAGCUGGUAGCAGCGUGUCGGACGAGGAGAAGGUCUGUGGCAGCAAAGAAAGUGUGGCUGGUGGAUCGGCGUUUAGUCAGGGUCCCCCUGCAGGUGUGGCCGACCUGGUGCUAGCCAAUCAGCAGAUUAUGAGCCAGAUCUUGUCGGCACUGGGCCAGUGCAACAGCAGUGCCAUGGCCAUGAUCAUAGGAGCCAGCGGUCUCCACCUGACCAAACAUGAGAACUUUCAUGGCGGUCUAGACGCCAUCUCGGUGGGUGACGGCCUUUUCACCAUCCUCACCACCCUCAGCAAGAGGGCCACCUCAGUGCAGGUCAUGUUACAGCCCAUCCUCACAUACAUGGCCUGUGGUUACAUGGGCAGACAGGGGUCUCUUUCCACCUGUCAGCUGUCGGAGCCUCUUUUGUGGUUCAUCCUCCGAGUGUUGGAUACUAGCGAGGCUCUCAAGACCUUCCACGACAUGGGUGGUGUACAGUUGAUCUGUAACAACAUGGUGACCAGCACCCGGGCAAUUGUGAACACAGCACGCAGCAUGGUGUCCACCAUCAUGAAGUUCUUAGAUUCAGGUCCAGGGAAGACAGCGGAUGGCAACCUCAAAGCCAGAGUGAUGACCUCAGAGCCAGACAAUGCUGAGGGACUCCACAACUUUGCUCCCUUAGGCACCAUCACAUCCAGCAGCCCCACAGCUCAGCCAGCAGAGGUCCUCCUCCAAGCCACGCCACCCCACCGCCGGGCCCGCUCAGCAGCCUGGUCCUACAUCUUCCUGCCGGAGGAGGCUUGGUGUGACCUCACCAUCCACCUCCCCGCUGCUGUGCUGCUGAAAGAGCUCCACAUCCAGCCACACCUUGCCUCUCUAGCCACCUGCCCAUCCUCCGUCUCAGUGGAGAUCAGUGCUGAUGGGGUCAAUAUGUUGCCGCUCUCCACCCCAGUCAUCACCAGCGGCCUGACGUACAUAAAGAUCCAGCUAGUGAAGGCGGAGGUUGCGUCGGCUGUUUGCCUGAGGCUGCAUCGGCCUCGUGAUGCUAGCACGCUGGGUUUGUCUCAGAUCAAACUCUUGGGCCUGACGGCGUUCGGUAAUACCUCCUCUGCAACCGUCAACAACCCGUUCUUGCCUUCUGAGGACCAGGUCUCUAAAACCAGCAUCGGGUGGCUGCGUCUUCUCCACCAUUGCCUGACCCAUGUCAGUGACCUGGAGGCCAUGAUGGCCAGUGCUGCAGCACCCACCGCCAACCUGCUGCAGACCUGCGCCGCGUUGCUCAUGUCACCUUACUGCGGCAUGCACUCGCCUAACAUCGAGGCUGUGCUGGUCAAGAUUGGCCUGCAGUCCACUCGCAUUGGACUAAAACUCAUCGACAUUAUGCUGAGGAACUGUGCCGCCUCUGGCACCGACCCUACCAAUUUGAACAGUCCUCUGCUGUUUGGGCGACUGAAUGGCCUUUCCUCAGAUUCCACCAUUGACAUCCUGUACCAGCUGGGCACCACACAGGACUCUGGAACCAAAGACAGGAUCCAGGCUCUUCUGCAGUGGGUCCAUGACUCUUCGCGGGUGGCGGCUCACAAGAUGAGUGGCCCCAUGGGAUACACUGGCGCCGUUGCUGGCUCUUCAUCUGCUUCGUCCAGAGAGUACGGCCUCCUAAUGCCGUCACCCUCCCACCUCCACUGUGUCGCAGCUAUCCUGUGGCACAGCUACGAGCUGCCUGUUGACUACGACCUGCCUGCACUGCUCAACAGAGAACUCUUUGAGCUGCUGUAUAACUGGUCUAUGUCGUUGCCAUGCAACAUUGUGCUGAAGAAGGCUGUGGACAGCCUGCUGUGCUCCAUGUGUCACAUCCACCCCAGCUACUUCUCCCUGCUCAUGUCCUGGAUGGGGAUCGUCUCAGUGCCUAGCGCCAGUCACUCUCAAGCCCAGCACCACCGCCUCGCCAUGACUGACGAUGGCAAAAAGCAGCACGACGCCAAGACCAACUCUGCAGGACUUACCGACGACUCAAAGCAUGCAAGACCUCCCAUUAAUCUGUCUGAAUCCCAGUUAACGACGCUGGCAGCUGCCUCCCAGUCUCCAGGAGCCAUCGAGCAGCUGCUGGACUCGGGCUUACCCUCACUGCUGGUUCGCAGCCUGGCCCAGUUCUGUGUCGGCCUUCUGGCCAGCGCCGACCUGCCUCUGCCCGCUGCUCAGGCCGAGAGACGACAUCACCAUCACCACUACCACUCCUCGUCCUCACACAUACGGCCACCUUUGGCUGCAGAGCUGGCCGCUCCGGUGCUGCGCUUCCUGACUGAAGUAGGCAACAGUCACGCCAUGAAAGACUGGUUAGGAGGACCAGAGGUAAACCCGCUCUGGACAGCACUGCUUUUCCUGCUGUGCCAUUCCAGUGCUAGUGCUGGUGCCAAUGCAGGCUGUCAGCCACUAGGCUCUGGAUCUGCGGCAGGUCCCCCUCCAUCCCAGCCUCAGGCUUCAGGGUCACGUUUCUCCUUAACAUCUUCUGGACAGGCAGGAGGACUCACCACCCAGCAGAGGACUGCUCUGGAAAAUGCCACUGUGGCCUUCUUUCUCCAGUGCAUCUCCUGCCACCCUAACAACCAGCGGCUCAUGGCUCAGGUUCUCUGUGAGCUCUUCCAGUCUGCACCCCAGCGAGGCAACGUGCCUAUCUCUGGAAACAUCUCAGGCUUCAUUCGAAGGCUUUUCUUGCAGCUCAUGCUGGAGGACGAGAAGGUCACUGUCUUCCUUCAGUCUCCUUGUCCGUUAUACAAAGGUCGCAUCAAUGCCACCAGCCACAUGAUCCAGCAUCCCAUGUAUGGAGCAGGCCACAAGUACCGCACCCUCCAUCUGCCCAUCUCCACCACGCUGGCUGAAGUCCUGGACCGGGUGUCUGACACACCCAGCAUUACAGCCAAGCUGAUCAAUGAGCAGAAGGAGGACAAGGAGAAGAAGAAUCAUGAGGAAAAGGAAAAGAUGAAAGCAGACAGCGGAUUCCAGGACAACUACAGUGUUGUUGUGGCCUCAGGAUUGAAGUCCCAGUCCAAGCGAGCCCUUUCAACCCCUCCCAGACCUCCAUCGAGGAGGGGUCGCGUGAUGAGUGACAAGCUGACUGCUUCGUCUGGUGUGGAUCCUUCAGCCAAAACCAUCAGUGUGCCUGUCUUCCACCUCUACCACAAGCUGCUUCCAGGUCAACCCCUUCCAUCUGAGAUGACCCUGGCCCAGCUACUGACACUCCUGUACGACCGCAAACUUCCACAGGGCUACCAGUCAAUCAACCUGACAGUCAAACUGGGCUCCAAGGUUAUCUCUGACCCUGGCCUUUCAAAAACAGACUCCUUCAAGAGGCUGCGCACUGAGAAAGGUCCUCUCUUUGCUCUGCUUGCAGUGGAUCACUGUGACAUGCUGAACAGCUGUCCUGAGGAUGAACCAAUGACGCCGGGUGAAGAAUGUCUUGACUCCGCCACUGACGAGUCUCUGCUGGAGACCAACCCCAUCCAGUCACCGCUGCAGGUCUUUGCAGGAAUGGGUGGCCUGGCCCUCAUCGCAGAGAGGCUGCCUAUGCUAUACCCUGAUGUCAUUCAGCAGGUGAGUGCCCCAGUGGUGCCCUCCGCCACGCAGGAGAAGCCCAAGGACAGUGACCAAUUUGAGUGGGUAACCAUCGAGCAGUCGGGCGAGCUGGUGUACGAGGCGCCUGAGUCCAUUGCCGCCGAGCCCCCGCCUAUAAACAAGCAGCAGUCUCAGACAUCUUCGUCAUCAUCAUCCUCAGUGCAGACCAUGUCGCCCAUCCCUGCCCACUCACUGGCGGCGUUCGGCCUCUUCCUGCGUCUGCCAGGGUAUGCAGAGGUGCUGCUGAAGGAGAGGAAGCAUGCCCAGUGCCUGCUGCGCCUGGUGCUGGGUGUCACAGACGAUGGAGAGGGCAGUCACAUACUGCAGUCUCCAUCAGCCAACGUGUUGCCCACGCUGCCGUUCCACGUGCUGCGAGCGUUGUUCAGCAGCACUCCUCUGACCACUGAUGAUGGUGUUCUGCUACGUCGCAUGGCUCUGGAGAUUGGGGCCAUCCACCUCAUCCUGGCCUGUCUAUCGGCUCUCAGCCACCACGCCCCCCGCAACCCCAACGCCAGCACCAGUGUGUCUGAGCCGCAGAUAUCCAGUUGUCACGGUGGGGGGACCAGUGAGGAGCAGCAGCUGUACUGGGCUAAAGGGACUGGUUUUGGUACUGGAUCCACAGCCUCAGGCUGGGACGUGGAGCAGGCCCUCACCAAACAACGGCUCGAAGAGGAACACGUCACCUGUCUACUGCAGGUCUUGGCAAGCUACAUCAACCCAGCAGGCUCCAGCAGCUGCCACAGUGCUGAUGCAUCUUCAGCAGACUGCAGUGCCCACAACAGCGCAGCACUGCCAGCAGUGCUACAGGAGCUGUUGAGCCAGUCCUGCCUCAUCCCUGCCAUGUCCUCUUACCUACGCAAUGACUCAGUUCUGGAUAUGGCACGCCAUGUGCCUUUAUAUCGGGCGCUGCUGGAGCUGCUGAGGGCCAUUUCCACCUGCACGGCUCUGGUUCCUCUAUUACUGCCUCUCCCCGGAGACCCAGGACAUGACGAGGAGGACGAUGAAGAACACUCUGAGGGACAGACCUCUGUAGGGAUGCUGCUGGCCAAGAUGAAGACAUGUGUGGACACAUACACCAACCGCCUCAGGUCAAAGAAAGAUAAGAGUAAAGGUGUGGUGAAGACCGACAGCUCGGAUCCAGAGCCCGAGGGAUUGAGCCUGCUGGUACCUGACAUCCAGAGGACAGCUGAGAUCGUCUACGCUGCUACUACCAGCCUACGGCAGGCCAACCAGGAGAGGAAGCUGGUGGAGUCUUCAAGGAAGGUGUCAAGUCGGCCCAAGCCGCUGUCCAUUCUACGCUCUCUAGAGGAAAAAUACGUAGCUGCCAUGAAGAAGUUGCAGUUUGACACCUUUGAAAUGGUCUCAGAGGACGAGGAUGGAAAAGUGAUGUUCAAGGUGAACUACCACUACAUGUCUCAGGUGAAGAAUGCCAGCGAUACAAACAGUGCAGCCCGAUCCCGCCGCCUCGCCCAGGAGGCCGUCACCCUGUCCACCUCUUUGCCCCUGUCAUCCUCUUCCAGUGUCUUUGUCCGCUGUGAUGAGGAGAGACUGGACAUCAUGAAGGUUCUCAUCACAGGCCCAGCCGACACCCCUUAUGCCAACGGCUGCUUUGAGUUUGAUGUGUAUUUUCCCCAAGACUAUCCCAACUCUCCUCCGCUGGUCAAUCUGGAGACCACCGGUGGACACAGUGUGCGCUUUAACCCUAACCUCUACAAUGAUGGCAAAGUAUGUUUAAGUAUCCUCAACACAUGGCAUGGGAGACCAGAGGAGAAAUGGAACCCACAAACCUCAAGCUUUUUACAGGUGCUAGUGUCGGUGCAGUCCCUCAUUCUGGUGGCUGAGCCCUACUUCAAUGAGCCAGGGUAUGAACGCUCCCGCGGGACUCCCAGUGGCACCCAGAGCUCACGGGAAUAUGAUGGCAACAUCCGGCAGGCUACGGUCAAAUGGGCCAUGCUUGAGCAGAUGCGCAACCCUUCGCCAUGCUUCAAAGAGGUGAUCCACAAACAUUUCUACCUGAAGCGAAUAGAGAUCAUGUCUCAGUGUGAGGAGUGGAUCGCUGACAUCCAGCAGUACAGCAGCGAUAAGAGAGUCGGCCGCACCAUGUCCCAUCAUGCUGCUGCACUAAAGAGACACACGGCUCAGCUCAGAGAGGAGCUUCUGAAGCUGCCCUGCCCCGAUGGUCUGGAGGCCGACAGCGAGCAGUUCUCGGAGAGGAGUGCCGUCCUCAUCCUCAAAGAGCUGCCCAGUCAGGACGCAGAGAAGCCCGGUGGCAGUCAGGACAGCCACUGCAGCGAGGGCCAGCUAUGAGUCCUCACCCUCCCGCCCCAUCCAUUCCCAGCAUCUCCGACCCUCCCCCCCUCCCCCCUCCUCCUUAUGAUGAUUAUUACUCUCGAAAAGACUUGAUGGCUUCAGAGCACAAGCCACCACUUUGUCAAUAUUUGUAUGUAAAGAUCUAAUAGCAGAAUAGCAGGGGAUGUGGGGAACCAGAGCGCCAUGAGAUGAACUAUGAAGUAUGCUACACCCUUAUUGAAAACAGUCGGAAAAAACUUUUAUUUACCUGUAAAAGAGUGUAAACAUUUUGUGCUUUUUUCCAAUUGUGAAAUAACCACUGAUUGGUAUGUUAUUAAACUUGUUUAUGUAUACAUAAUGGCAGAGAAGAAAUUACAGAUUAUAUAAGGGAAACUACCUUUUAGAAAAGAAUGUUUACUGAAUGUUAAUUUCCUUUUGUUUCUUUUUGACUGUUAGAGCGAGAACAGUUGUAACCAAGGAUAUUGGUCAUUCUUUAAGGAUACUAUUUAAACAAUGAGAGAAAAAGAAAACUCACACUAUCGGAGAUAAAAGCCCCUCUGGUCAUCCAUUGCUUCAUUUGAUUUCUCUAGGAUCAUAUCCACUUGAAUAAAGGCUGAGAUGGACAUUCUUAAAUGCUAUGUUAUCCCUUUUACAGGCUCCAAAUUAAAAAGCACCAUUCUCUGGAUAAACAUUUGUUGCCUCUCAGAACUUCUCCAUGUUUUCCAUCGACGUGACUGUAGAUCGUGUGUCAGAGCCACGUGGGAAAUGUAUUUUGAAGGCUUGUGCAUGUGUAUGUGUGUUUUCUGUGCGUGUGCAACAAUCCCCAGUGAGAUUCAAAGCUGUGAUGUGCCUUUGAUCGACACCAUACCACCAAAUACUCGAGAGUACCUUCACUGAUUUCUUUGCUAUCUCUACAAAAUUAAUAAUUCUGCUCCGUCUGACGUAAAAAUUGCUUUGAUCUUUUUUUUAUUAUGUGAACAAAAAAAAAUGCACUUUCUAUUUUACUCACUCCUUAGAACAGUCACAUACUCCUUUUGCUAGGACAUUAAAUGGAGCUUGAAAGUA